AUGUGCUGGCAGGAUAUUGAGGAAGUUGAUGCUACGGUUACUUUCCCGCCUGCGAGUCUGAAAGUCUAUGCUUCGAGGCCACCAAUCGUUGAUGAGAGCACGAGAAGAACUACUAAAUCUAAAGUACAGCCCUUGACUGCCGAAAUGAUCGUAGAUAACUUGCCUGUCUGGCGGAUUGGACCUCCCCAGGGCGACCAAAUCGCGCGUGAGUCGCUACUCUACGCUGAUUUGGAGCCAUCACAUACUACCCCGGGUACUGGAUACUUGAGCAGUUCGUCAGUCAAUUCUUUCUUCCAAACCUUGAUUCUCGGAGGAUGGGGUAUGGACCCUGAAGACCUGAUGGGGGUUGAAAAUCAGUCGAGCUUCUUGGCCGCGACCCAGCAUCUCUACCGGAGGUAUGUGGCCUUGUAUAUCAACGCCAAUAUGCGCGGGACAUACGCCGCUGGUGCUCGACCCCCUGUCUACAAUGCCACUUUCUAUAGCGGCACCAGGCAUCGCCUGAUACAGAACAACUCAUCCAAGAUUGCACUUCAAGACAUUCUAGGAAUAAUGAUCCUCUUCAGCCUCCUGGCAUACGCGACAUUGCCGAUAUGGAGCAUCCAAAGAUCGUUGCCUCACAACCCAUGCACCAUUGCCGGCAUGAUGAGCUUCCUCGCCGGAGACUCUGUCUGUUCCAGGGGUAUUACUCCUGUAGGCGCACGAUUUGGCAUUGGUGUCCAGAACUCCGCUGGAGAGGCCAAAUGA
Fonsecaea nubica is the source of this 744-nucleotide messenger RNA. RefSeq lists its product as hypothetical. NCBI's taxonomy places the organism in Eukaryota, Fungi, Ascomycota, Eurotiomycetes, Chaetothyriales, Herpotrichiellaceae. Bases 1 to 744 code for a protein of 247 amino acids. The record is from RefSeq and is a predicted model, not a curated record. The transcript has a single exon.